CUCGAAGAGGUUAAUCCGUGUCCCGGUGGACUGAAAGCCCGGAGCUUCAUGGGAUGCCUUAUAAAGCGCAUUCCGCCGGGCCAGCUCCGGCUCCGGGAGCUCCCGGGACGUGCGGAGCCGCCGGUGCCCCGGAGCCGCCGCGCUAUGGAACCGCCGGGUCCCGCCGGAGCGCCGGGGCGGCCCUGGGAUGAAGCCAAGGCUUUCUACGACAACCUCGCCCCCAAGAAGAAACCCAAAUCGCCCAAACCUGAGAACGCCAUCACCAUCGCCGUGUCCUCGCGGGCGCUGUUCCGCAUGGAGGAGGAGCAGAAAAUCUACACGGAGCAGGGCGUGGAGGCCUAUGUGAAAUAUCAGCUGGACCACGAGAAUGAACCCUUCCUCCCCGGGGCUGCCUUCCCCUUCGUCAAGGCUCUGGAGGCGGUGAAUGCUCAGCUCCGUGAGCUUUACCCCGACAGCGAGGAGCUCUUCGACAUCGUCCUCAUGACCAACAACCAUGCCCAGGUUGGGGUUCGCUUGAUCAACAGCAUCAACCACUAUGAUCUGUUCAUCGAGAGGUUCUGCAUGACAGGAGGGAACAGCCCCAUCUGUUACCUCAAGGCUUACCACACCAACCUCUACCUCUCCUCCGACGCCGAGAAAGUGAGUGGGGCCAUUGAAGAGGGGAUUGCUGCAGCCACCAUCUUCAGCCCCAGCAGGGACCUGGAGGUGUCGGAGAAGCAGCUGCGGGUGGCGUUCGACGGGGACGCCGUGCUCUUCUCGGAUGAGUCGGAGCAGAUCGUGAAGGCUCACGGACUGGACAUGUUCUUUGAGCAUGAAAAGGCUCAUGAGAACAAGCCCCUGGCACAGGGCCCUCUGAAAGGCUUCCUGGAGGCGUUGGGGAAGCUGCAGAAGAAAUUCUACUCCAAGGGGCUGAGGCUGGAGUGUCCCAUCCGCACGUACCUGGUGACAGCACGCAGUGCCGCCAGCUCGGGGGCACGGGCCCUAAAAACUCUGAGGAGCUGGGGUCUGGAGACGGACGAGGCUCUGUUCCUGGCUGGGGCUCCCAAGGGACCUCUGCUCAGGAAGAUCCGACCCCACAUCUUCUUUGAUGACCAGAUGUUCCACGUGGAGGGAGCACAGGAGAUGGGCGCCGUGGCCGCCCACGUCCCCUACGGCGUGGCCCAAAAGCACAAGCGGCCGGCGCAGGAGAAGCAGCAGAACCCCAACAGCAAAUAG
Cinclus cinclus is the source of this 1215-nucleotide messenger RNA. RefSeq names its product 5'-nucleotidase, cytosolic IA (gene NT5C1A). Gene Ontology annotation, cellular component: cytoplasm; cytosol. The transcript has 6 exons. Gene Ontology annotation, biological process: adenosine metabolic process; nucleotide metabolic process. Gene Ontology annotation, molecular function: magnesium ion binding; 5'-nucleotidase activity; nucleotide binding. NCBI's taxonomy places the organism in Eukaryota, Metazoa, Chordata, Aves, Passeriformes, Cinclidae. The record is from RefSeq and is a predicted model, not a curated record. The coding region runs from base 49 to 1215 and encodes 388 amino acids.